This is a messenger RNA of Brienomyrus brachyistius, 2016 nucleotides long. It is a transcript of the gene qtman, whose product is annotated as glycosyltransferase-like domain containing 1. The record is from RefSeq and is a predicted model, not a curated record. NCBI's taxonomy places the organism in Eukaryota, Metazoa, Chordata, Actinopteri, Osteoglossiformes, Mormyridae. The transcript is spliced from 10 exons. Gene Ontology annotation, molecular function: glycosyltransferase activity. Bases 922 to 1944 code for a protein of 340 amino acids.
CGAGCUGCCGUCUGCUGAGGAGCGCGCCUUGUCCAGCGUGUUGUGCCUCUGUUGCCGGCGCCUCUAUUUUGUUUUAUACUGUUUUAUUUAAAGUAAUUCAAGUAGUAUCUUAGUAUAAGGCAAAAAGAAAAAAAUAAACUUAAAUGGAUUUGGUGGAGCAGCGAUAGACUAGCUUUCAAUUUGUCAAGUAGCAUUUCGUCUGUUUUAUAAACGAAAGGCAUAAUACCAUUUAUGUGUGACUAAUACAUCAGAUUCUUUAUUGUUUUACAUAUGCCUUUAUUCGUGUGGGAAGCCCGCUGCAAAAGGAAACCGAAACAUUUCUACUAUCCAUCUCUGGCAUCGCACAUGGCUCGUUAGUAUCUUUAGACGACUGUAAAGCUUUUCUGUCAUUAGUUAUUGUUUGUAUUCUGUACAAGUAGAUAGAUGCAUACGGAGGAGUAAACAGCCUGUAUCUAGCAUGGGUCUUCGUUAUUUUUAUUUCAGAAGCAAAACGUGGAUGCAACGUACAUACAAUCGCCAGAGUUAGCAGCGUAAAAACCGUGAAAGAUACCGAGUACGUGUUUCUGAAUUAAAUCAUGUUACAUUUACUCCCUGCAACCGCAGAUCUGCACGUUUUCUGCAUGGUUGUAUAUGUGGUGUGGGGUCUAACGUGUGCGUAUCUUGGCAGAGGUAGUGUCACUGUCCCGUUCACCUGCGGCAUUGCACGCCCCGAUCCGGUGUAUGCAUUCCGACAGGCUGAUCUGCAGCUGGCAGCUGCCAGGCUUGGUGAUGGCUGAGGCCCGAUGCGUCUGGGAAGUGACAUCAUCUGCACUGCCCUGCCAGGAAGUCUUUUGCUAGUGAAAGACACCAAUAGUGAUCUGACUCGCCCUUGAGGUCGGAGCCCAAGCUUCAGUUUCUCCGAGCCACGGCUGAAGAUCCACCAUGAGCAUCCUCCUGGUGGAGCCCUUCUAUGGGGGCUCCCACAAGCAGCUGGUCGACCUCCUGCAGGAAGAGCUGUCCGAUUGCGUCCUGCACACGCUGCCUGCCAAGAAGUGGCACUGGCGCGCGCGGACGGCAGCGGUGCAUUUCAUGCAGGCCAUCCCGGCCAGCACCACAUACAGAGUGAUCUUCUCCAGCUCCGUGCUCAACUUGGCCGAGCUGAUCGCCCUGCGACCCGACCUCCGCCAUCUACGGAAGGUGCUGUACUUCCACGAGAACCAGUUGGUCUACCCGGUCCGGAAGUGCCAGGACCGUGACUUCCAGUUCGGCUAUAACCAGAUCCUCUCAUGCCUGGUGGCAGAUGUCGUGCUCUUUAACUCGUCCUUCAACAUGGAGUCCUUCCUCACCUCCAUCCCCACAUUCCUGAAGCUGAUGCCCGACCACCGGCCCGCAGGCCUGGAUGCCCUCAUUCGCCGAAAAUGCCGCGUCUUCUACUUCCCCCUCCGGUUCCCUGACGUCAGCAGGGAGCACGACAAAGACCCCGAGCUCUUCUUCACGACGCUCCUGAAGCUGAAGGAGGAGGGACUGAGCUUUCAAGUGUCCGUCCUCGGCGAGACAUUCACCGAGGUCCCAGACGUCUUCUCCAGUGCCCGGGAGUUGCUGGCCGCCCGUGUGCUGCAUUGGGGUUUCCUGUCCAGCAGAGAGCAGUACCUGGCGGUUCUCUGCCAGGCCGACGUCGUCGUCUCCACCGCCCGGCACGAGUUCUUUGGCGUGGCCAUGUUAGAAGCAGUUCACUGCGGGUGCUAUCCCCUAUGCCCGAAAGCACUGGUCUAUCCCGAGAUAUUCCCUGCUGAGUAUCUGUACGCCACACCUGAGCAACUCCGUAAGAGACUGAGAGACUUCUGCAGGAGGCCAGACCGGCCGAGGAGACAUCGUGUUAAGGUGGACACUGGUCUGUUCUCCUGGAGCACCCUCCAGUCCAGCUUCAUCUCUGUCCUGGCAGACUCCACCAGCGAAGAUCGGUGAUGGGGGCUGGGCGGGCGAGCGGGGGGGGGGAAUGGAGUCGUCGAGUUUCCAGCCCCAGACAGAAUCUACAUA